Messenger RNA from Acanthopagrus latus (yellowfin seabream), 5835 nucleotides. It is a transcript of the gene epha3, whose product is annotated as eph receptor A3. The transcript is spliced from 18 exons. Lineage: Eukaryota; Metazoa; Chordata; Actinopteri; Spariformes; Sparidae. The record is from RefSeq and is a predicted model, not a curated record. Gene Ontology annotation, molecular function: protein binding; ATP binding; transmembrane-ephrin receptor activity. Gene Ontology annotation, cellular component: plasma membrane; neuron projection. Gene Ontology annotation, biological process: protein phosphorylation; cell surface receptor protein tyrosine kinase signaling pathway; axon guidance. The coding region runs from base 304 to 3261 and encodes 985 amino acids.
AACGGGUCACUCUGAUUCCCCUUUAACAAAUACAACGAAUUAAUACAAUUACUGACUCGAUAGAUCUGAUUACAAGGAGGAGACAAAAGGCUCUAACGCUGGUGUGAGUGAUUUAAACCUUAACGCCGAUAAAGUCAUUAAAUGAAGCCUUCCGUGGGCGUAAUCUGGGCUCCUCUGGCGAUCCAGUGUAGAGAGACGGACAGGUGAGGUAAUGAAAUGUACCUGAUGAUCCCUGUGACUCACACGAAGACAGCGAGGAAAAGUAACGAGAAAAGAAGAGAAAAAUAGCAGCUCGCCCUGACGAUGGAGGACGAGUUGGGAGAGUUUGGGGUGCGAAGGCCAGAAGAAACCCGUCAGAUCAACCUGUUAGACUCCAAAGCAAGCCAAGGGGAGUUAGGAUGGAUUUCCUACCCGUCGCAUGGGUGGAGGGAAAAUUGGGAGGAGAUCAGCGGCGUGGAUGAGCACUACACUCCCAUCAGGACCUUCCAGGUCUGCAACGUGAUGGAGUACAGCCAGAACAACUGGCUUCGCACCAACUGGAUCCCUCGCCAGUCGGCCCAGAAGAUCUACGUGGAGCUGAAGUUCACCCUGAGGGACUGCAACUCCAUCCCGCUGGUGUUGGGCACCUGCAAGGAGACCUUCAACCUCCUCUACCUGGAGACGGACGACGACCAGGGCAGCCACUUCAGGGAGCACCAGUUCUCCAAGAUCGACACCAUCGCCGCCGACGAGAGUUUCACCCAGAUGGACCUCGGGGACCGCAUCCUCAAGCUCAACACCGAGGUGCGCGAGGUGGGCCCCAUGACCAAGAAGGGCUUCUACCUGGCGUUCCAGGACGUGGGCGCCUGUGUAGCUUUGGUGUCGGUGAGGGUUUACUUCAAGAAGUGCCCGUACACUGUGAGGAAUCUGGCGACCUUCCCCGACACGGUGCCCAUGGACUCCCAGUCGCUGGUGGAGGUCAAAGGCUCGUGUGUCAAUCACUCCAAGGAGGAGGAGCCUCCGCGAAUGUACUGCAGCACCGAGGGGGAGUGGCUCGUGCCUAUUGGGAAGUGUCUAUGUAACCCCGGGUACGAGGAGAGAAGCAACACCUGCCAAAUGUGCAGGGCGGGUUUCUACAAGUCCACGCUCGGGAACAUGGAGUGCUCGAAGUGUCCGCCUCACAGCUUCUCCCACCACGAGGGGUCGCUGCACUGUGGCUGCGAGAAAAACUACUUCCGUGCCGAGGGAGACCCCGCCUCCAUGGCCUGUACCCGUCCUCCUUCAGCCCCCCGAAACGUGAUCUCCUCCAUCAACGAGACCUCGGUCAUCCUGGACUGGAGCUGGCCGGAGGACAGCGGCGGGCGCAGGGACAUCACCUUCACCGUCCUCUGCAAGCGCUGCCGCGGGGUCACCGGCAACGGCAGCAGCGGCGGGACCCAGAGUUGCGAGCCUUGCCGGAGCAACGUCCGCUUCCUGCCGAGAUCCGCGGGCCUCCAGAACACCACGGUGACGGUGGCCGACCUGCUGGCCCACACCAACUACACGUUCGAGAUCGAGGCGCAGAACGGCGUGUCGCCGCUGGCGCCCAAGAUGAGGCAGUACGCCGCUGUCACCAUCACCACCAACCAAGCAGCUCCCUCGCCGGUAACAGUGAUCAGAAAGGAGAAGACUUCCCGAAACAGCGUCUCCCUGUCCUGGCAGCAGCCGGAGAGACCCAACGGCAUCAUCCUCGACUACGAGAUCAAAUACUACGAAAAGGAGGAGCAGGAGACCAGUUACACCAUCCUCCGUGCCCGGGGAUGUAACGUGACCCUGAACGGGCUGAAGCCCAACACGGCCUACCUGCUGCAGAUCAGAGCCCGCACCGCUGCCGGAUAUGGAGCCAGCAGCCCCAGUUUCCAGUUUGAGACCAGUCCCGAUUCGGCCUUCUCCAUCUCCAGUGAGAGCAGCCAGGUCGUUCUGAUCGCCAUCUCCUCCGCCGUGGCCAUCAUCCUGCUCACGGUGCUGCUCUACGUCCUGAUUGGCAGGUUUUGUUGCCACAGCAAAUCCAAACAUCCUGAUGAGAAAAGACUGCACUUUGGCAACGGCCACUUGCGUCUGCCGGGCAUCAGGACCUACGUAGACCCCCACACGUACGAGGACCCGAGCCAGGCGGUGCACGAGUUUGCCAAGGAGCUGGACGCCUCCUGCAUCGCCAUCGAUAAAGUGGUGGGAGCAGGUGAGUUCGGUGAGGUGUGCAGCGGUCGCCUGAAGCUUCCCAGCAAGAAGGAGAUCUGUGUGGCCAUCAAGACCCUGAAAGGAGGUUACACAGACAAGCAGAGGCGGGACUUCCUGGCUGAGGCCUCAAUCAUGGGACAGUUCGACCAUCCCAACAUCAUCAGGCUGGAGGGGGUGGUGACGCGCAGCAAACCCGUCAUGAUCGUCACAGAAUACAUGGAGAAUGGAUCCCUGGACAGUUUCCUGAGAAAACAUGAUGCCCAGUUUACAGGCAUCCAGCUGGUUGGCAUGCUGCGUGGCAUUGCCUCAGGCAUGAAGUAUCUGUCAGACAUGGGCUACGUUCACCGAGACCUGGCAGCUCGAAACAUCCUGGUCAACAGCAAUCUGGUGUGUAAAGUGUCAGACUUUGGCCUGUCCCGAGUCCUGGAGGACGACCCGGAGGCUGCUUACACCACCAGGGGAGGUAAGAUCCCCAUCCGGUGGACGGCUCCAGAGGCUAUUGCCUAUAGGAAGUUUACAUCAGCCAGCGAUGCUUGGAGUUAUGGCAUUGUGCUCUGGGAAGUGAUGUCAUAUGGGGAACGGCCAUACUGGGAGAUGUCCAAUCAGGAUGUAAUCAAGGCUGUGGAUGAGGGUUACCGCCUGCCCCCGCCCAUGGACUGCCCCGCCACCCUCUACCAGCUGAUGUUGGACUGCUGGCAGAAAGAGAGGAACAACCGGCCCAAGUUCGAACAGAUUGUCAGCAUCCUGGAUAAACUUAUCCGUAACCCCGGUAGCCUCAAAAUCACAGCCAACACCACGUCCAGGCCGGCCAACUUGUUGUUGGACAGGAGCAGUUCAGAAGUUCCCUCCGUGGGUACGAUGGCUGACUGGAUGGAUGGAAUGAGGACUUUGCCCUGCAAGGAGGCCUUCUCUGGGGUCAGCUAUAGCUCCUGCGACACCCUGGCCAAGACCUCCACAGAGGAUCUGAAAAAAGUUGGAGUGACUAUCGUUGGACCGCAGAAGAAGAUCGUGAGCAGCCUCAAAGCCCUAGAUUCCCACACCAAGAACGGCCCGGUACCUGUUUAAGACAAAUGAACCCUGACGAAUGAGAACACAGGAGACCUGUCUGUCGGUGUGGUUUGCUAAUCACAGUCUAACACGGUGGCUUCGUAUUUCAACAGGAAACGGAUGGAAAAAUAUGAUUAAAACGAGGGCUUCCAUUGUUUUCGGUGAGAGACGAUAUUGCGUCCUGACAGAGGAGGAGCUCGGUGCGGCGCUGCCAGCUGACUCUUCAGCCCUCCGUCCCUUCAUGCCCAAGUUCAGAUGCCUUACAGACAAAAAAGAGGGUAGAAAAAGCGAAAAAGCCAAGGAGGUCAGAGAGACCUGGCCGGAGAGAGAAACUUGGACUGGACUAGGAUACAGGGCAAGGACUGGACUAACAUAAAGCCGGAGCUCUCCAAUGCUGGCUCAGCUGGAUUGCACAGCCUUCCCUUUACGGUUUUGAAAAAAAAAAAAAAAACGAAAAAGGGGGGGACGGGCAUGCUCACAGUCUCCUCCCACCGCGCCUGUGGAACGAGGCGGUGAAACAGCUGAGAUGCCUUGUGUAGAGGAGCACGGCCGACAGCAGCAGCUCGCCCCAGGAUGUGGACCCCUUCCUGGACUAAUGAGGUCUCGAGGCGUGAGAUUUUGUUUGUAACUACCUACAUUUAUCGUCUCUAUCCAUGAAGGAGCCCGUACGGACACACACCUAGACAAUAACCGAGCCGUCUUACUCCGUAGCUCUAACCUAUAGCAUUUGCAUUCGGUAGACAUGUCACAUUGAAAAAAAGAGAAAAAAAAAGCAAUAAUUAUGAUAAUCAGUUCAAUAGUCUCAUCGUAUGGAAGCCAUGAGUCCGCCACGUGUACAACGUAUUGAAUGCCGUGCUUUUCGAAAGGUACUGGGGCCAUAACACACUUCACACACAAGAGUUUUCUUUAUGGUGACAUCUAUGUUCUAUGUGCUUCUGAGCAGAUGUUGUACAGUUCCAGCGCCGUUCCUUCAACCCCGACGCCCCUUUUUUUGUGUGAAAUCUCAGGAUGUACACGUUAAUUGUGCUACUUUCUUCGAACAAGGGGGGAAGAGAGAAACGAGAGAGGGCUGAAGAGCCCAGAGGGGCAAGAAAAAGAGGAAACUGUGAGAAGGAAAUUGGAAAGAGGAAAAAAAAAGAACUUGAAUAAGACGGAGCGGUGUCGUUAAGGCCGCCGGCUUCAGACAAUUCUUGCUGUGUUGCGGAAGUGUUUAAAACUAGAAGUGAGUUUUGUUUUUUUUUUGUUUUUUUACUUGAGUUUUUUUCUUCAGGUAAGAUUGGUCAGCAUCAUCAAACCUGCACAUCAAGUGACACUUCUAAGGAACGGGAUCUGUUUUUCCACGUACGAAACAUUUAAAAAGGUCUGUUUUGCUUUGGACAGAAUAACUUAUUAACAAAAAAUGCUAAUUAGCCAUUAAUCCAUAAAUGCUCGUGUGUUUAAUGCAAAAAGUAGAGUGCCUCCUCUCGUUGGGUUGGAUCGUCGUGGGAUCACUGAGCGAAAAGCUCCAGUUUUGAUUUAUUUGUCUGUUUUUUUGCGGGUGGGGUGGGGGUUUUUAUCACUGCCCUAAACUAACAAGGUGUGAAAAUGCCCUGAAAGAGAUGCAACACUUCCAGAAAAUGACUGCUUUCUGUAUCCUAGUACAUCAUACUGUAUGUCCAGGGUGGGAUUUCCUAAAGGCACCUUAAAAAAAACGGAGAUGAUCUUUGUACUGUGAAGACUUAAAGAUGUUUGACGUCACCCGGCCGAUUCCUUCAGUGCAACAUUUACCCAGUAUUUCUAAACUGGCACUUUGGUACUUUGCGCUGUCGGAUGGGUAAUAUCUUUAAGCUUCUUCAGAGCACUUACCGUAGUACAAAACUAUUUGAGCACUUUGACUGGACGUUUUAUUGCCUUGGCUAAUGGACAAAGGUGAUUUUCGGUGCUUUUGGGAACCCCGGCCCUGUCCAUCGUGUCAGUCGGUCCUCUGUUACUCGGUCUUACCUGUGGAUGCUGCUGUUGCUGCUAUGCGUUUCUAAUUAGCAUGUACAUACUGUAAAACCAUCGUAAUGAUAGCAACUAGCGCUACAGAUCCCACUAUAUGUACAUGGCCAUCCUUCUUUGUACAAAUGUUUGUAUGUAUAAAAGAAUAAAUAAAAAAAAUUGUGCAACAUUUUUAAUUAAAAAAAAGAGACAAAAAUCAUCUGUAUUAUAUUUUAUCUUAUUUUGAAUUAUAUGUCUGCUCUGUUUUUUUUCUUUUCUACAAUAAAAAAGGCAAUUAUGAUUACAUUAUUAUUUAUUUGUUAACAUUAUACAGCGCAAUGAUGAUGUUUUUUUUGUUUGUUUUUUCUGUAGCAUACAGUAAAUUAUGUGUCAGUGCUAUCUGUGUUUUUGGUUUUUUGACUUACUUUAUAAACCUGGGACAUCUGAGAGAGCAAUACUGUUAUGCCCCCUAUCCCUCAUCUUCUGUCUCAAGACUGACCCGUGUGUCUGUGUGAGAGUUUACGUGUGCAAAUGUAGAUGGCCUUGUCUACUAAUGUAAAAUGAUUUGUAGUGGAAACAUUUAUAUUUUUAUAAUAAAUAUUGGCAAAAUAUUUUCCAAAAAAUGGACAAUGA